UUCGCUUUUGUAACACGCAGUCUCAGUCUCACACCCCUCUCGACUCCGUACUCUUCCCCUUUCUCCUUAUCUCCGCCACCGCCACCACCACCGGCUCACCAUCUCCACCACAAACGCCACCGAAGACGAGGAAAAUCUUGCAAUUAGUAUUCUUGACACGGCUAAGCAAUCCAGGCAAUGUGGUAGUUUUCUUGGCAAACAACGAAAGGCGGUGAAAGGAAAUCAUGGAUGAUAAGCUAAUAAAAUCUGUACAUUCCACAGUUUUCAUAGAAUCGGAUUCACUUGAAGGGACCUAUACUAGAAUUGAGGGUUAUGAUUUCAACCAGGGUGUAAACUACUCUACACUUCUCAAAUCCAUGCUUUCCACUGGAUUUCAGGCUUCCAAUCUCGGAGAAGCUAUUGAUAUUGUCAACGAUAUGUUGGAUUGGAGGCUUUCCGAUGAGACUAUAACUGAGGACAGCAGUGAAGAGGAGAAGGAUCCUACCUACAGAGAAUCUGUGAGAUCCAAGGUGUUUUUGGGUUUUACAUCAAAUCUUAUUUCGUCUGGUGUUCGAGAUACUGUUCGAUAUCUUACUGAGCAUCGCAUGGUGGAUGUAAUUGUAACUACAACUGGUGGCAUAGAAGAAGAUCUUAUAAAGUGCCUUGCUCCAACAUAUAAGGGUGAUUUUUCGCUACCUGGUGCUCAGUUACGUUCAAGAGGAUUGAAUCGCAUUGGAAACUUGUUGGUUCCUAAUGACAAUUACUGCAAAUUUGAGGAUUGGAUCAUUCCAAUUUUUGAUCAGAUGUUGAAGGAACAACUUGAAGAGAACGUAUUGUGGACACCAUCAAAGUUAAUUGCACGCUUGGGACAAGAAAUAAAUAAUGGAAGUUCAUACCUCUAUUGGGCGUACAAGAACAAUAUUCCUGUUUUCUGUCCUGGCUUAACAGAUGGCUCUUUAGGGGAUAUGUUGUAUUUUCAUUCUUUCCGCAGCCCGGGUUUAAUAGUUGAUGUAGUGCAAGAUAUUAGAGCCAUGAAUGGUGAAGCAGUCCAUGCAAGUCCUAGGAAAACAGGAAUGAUAAUUCUAGGAGGCGGAUUGCCGAAGCAUCAUAUCUGUAAUGCUAAUAUGAUGCGUAAUGGUGCCGAUUAUGCUGUUUACAUAAAUACGGCUCAAGAGUACGACGGUAGCGACUCUGGAGCCCGCCCUGAUGAGGCUGUUUCAUGGGGGAAGAUACGAGACUCUGCUAAAACAGUUAAGGUACAUUGUGAUGCAACUAUUGCUUUCCCUCUAUUGGUAGCAGAAACAUUUGCUUCAAAGUCGAAAAACUUUGCAGCCUAGUGCUGCGGAUUCAUCUACUUGUAUUAGUUCUACCGGCAUCCUGGGGAGGUAAAUUAUACUUUGCUCUGCUAUGGUAAACCAAAUCAUGCAGAGAAUUGUUUAAUUCUGUAUU
Messenger RNA from Hibiscus syriacus, 1428 nucleotides. RefSeq names its product deoxyhypusine synthase-like. The transcript has 8 exons. Gene Ontology annotation, cellular component: cytoplasm. Gene Ontology annotation, molecular function: deoxyhypusine synthase activity. Gene Ontology annotation, biological process: peptidyl-hypusine biosynthetic process. The coding region runs from base 225 to 1316 and encodes 363 amino acids. Lineage: Eukaryota; Viridiplantae; Streptophyta; Magnoliopsida; Malvales; Malvaceae. The record is from RefSeq and is a predicted model, not a curated record.